Molecule: messenger RNA, 312 nt
Organism: Funneliformis geosporum
Lineage: Eukaryota; Fungi; Glomeromycota; Glomeromycetes; Glomerales; Glomeraceae
Source: the annotation of a GenBank genome assembly
AUUUGCAAAUUAUAUAAUGAAUGGAUGUCUGAAGAAGUUCAUGAACUUACUUCUGCUGGAAGAAUUAAAAGGCCUACUUAUAAUAAAGUAGCACAAUGGGUUAAGGUUGCUUGGGAUAGCAUUAAUGUUGAAAAAAUCAAAAAAUCCUUCAAAUGUUGUGGUAUUUCUGUAACAAAAGAUGGUACAGAAGAUGAUUUUAUUUUUGAUUAUGAUCUUCUAAAAAAUGAAAAUGAUAAUUUAGGUGAUGAUGCGGUGUUUGAAGAUACCAUAUAUGAUGAUUUUAUUACUGGUUAUGAAAAUACUUGGAAUUAA